Molecule: messenger RNA, 1767 nt
Organism: Xylaria bambusicola
Lineage: Eukaryota; Fungi; Ascomycota; Sordariomycetes; Xylariales; Xylariaceae
Product: homeobox domain-containing protein
Exons: 3
Coding region: 1-1767 (588 amino acids)
Biological process (GO): regulation of transcription by RNA polymerase II; cell differentiation
Molecular function (GO): RNA polymerase II cis-regulatory region sequence-specific DNA binding; DNA-binding transcription factor activity, RNA polymerase II-specific
Source: RefSeq, a predicted model, not a curated record
AUGGCGACGCAUUCGACUCCUGAGCCAUCCAGCCUCACGCCUGCUGGAUCCACCGGCACCAAGAUGAGCCAGUCGCCCUCGCCCAAAUCGACUGCGUCUGUCCCUACCCCCAACAAUCUCUCAAAGCGCCCUCCUCGAAAGAGCACUUUGACUCAGCAGCAGAAGAACCAGAAGCGACAGCGGGCUACCCAGGAUCAACUCACCACUCUGGAGCUCGAGUUUAACAAGAACCCGACACCCACUGCGACUGUGCGCGAACGGAUAGCCGAAGAAAUCAACAUGACCGAAAGGUCUGUCCAGAUUUGGUUCCAGAACCGGCGUGCCAAGAUUAAGCUUCUUGCGAAGAAGAGUUUGGAAAGCGGCGAAGACAUCGACUCGAUUCCGGAGUCUAUGCGUGCUUACCUCGCCAUGCAGGCAAUGGAGUCUGGCAAGGGUCUUGGUGGACCCUACAUGGGACGUACUGGCUUGAUGCCGUACGGUUCUAUGAUGCUGGGCGGCGAUCAGGGUGGACAAGGCAAAGUCUUGAUUCACCAUCUGACCUGCCGAUCUUUGAGCAUUGGAAAGUGGAUGCGUGUCGGGCAGAAUACGAUGGAUCUCAUCAUCUUCUACUCACCCGAGAAAUGCACAAUGACUUACUACAUCAACAACGAUCAGGCUGGCUAUAAGAUCGAAUAUCACUUCAGUGCUAUCAAGAACAUAUUUUUGGAGAAUGCGGAGGGGGAUGGGAAGCUCGGUGGAAUUGUCAUCGAACUAAACCGACCACCCAACUUCUGGAUGGACUCGUCUCCCAACUCCAAUGGAUUUUUCCAAUGUGGCGAUUUCACCGAGGACCAGCAGGCCACUCACUGCUAUGUUCACCAUCUAGGCGGUAAUCCCAAAGUUCUAAGCGGUCAACUAGCCAAGUUGGUCUCUUUAGAAUCUUUUGCUAACCGUCACAACACAAACCCCUUCGAUAUGAGCCACGCCUUGUCUGUAUCAGCUCCCGUGUCGCCAACGAAUCGUCCUUCUUCGCAGCCAAACUUCGCUCAGCCUCACGUCGGCAUGUUCCAGGAAUCGCAAUGGGGAAUUAACCCAAUGUCCCACGGUAUGCGUGGACCCGGUCAUAAGCGACAGCGCAGUCGCUCAGUUCCUUCGGCCGUCGAUUUCGCCAUGUUCCAGACUCCCAUGCCAUCAUUUUACAUCCAACACCCUGGCGAGAACCAGCCUCAGCCACAUAACCCUAACAUCUAUGCUCCCAUACCCCAGCAGCCUCAGGCACUUAAUCCCGGGUCGCAUCUGCGGAUAGAUACACAGGCGGCCUAUGGUUUGGAUAUGCGACAAUACCCUCUGUCAGCUUCGACUACGGCCCCUUCGGAAUACUCGAGUCCCAACUUUUUCCCGCAGGCCCCUGAAGGCACUCCACUUCCCGUGCAUACUCCAUAUAGCACCAACUUCCUUUCACCGAUGCCCCAAGUUGCACCUCCUGCCUCCCCACUCUCAUAUGGCAGCCAACACGGAGACCCAGCCAUCGUUGAACAGUCACCUCCUCUCGCCAUGAUGCAGCGACCCGCAUCGGCCGACCUCUAUCCCAUGGGAGAGUCUGCUAUUUCAGACGACGGGCACAGCCUGAAUGAGAUGUACUCGAAACAUACCAUCAACUUGCCUAUGCACCCUCACUCUCCAGCAUUCAUUGAGCCUGGUCAAGCUGAUCUGGAUAUGAAUCAGUUGGUGCACUUCGACCCCAUUGACCAGCCGAGUCUGUCACCAGAACACAUGCCGCAUCCUUGA